This is a messenger RNA of Stegastes partitus (bicolor damselfish), 3209 nucleotides long. RefSeq names its product nucleolar protein 9 (gene nol9). The transcript has 13 exons. Gene Ontology annotation, biological process: cleavage in ITS2 between 5.8S rRNA and LSU-rRNA of tricistronic rRNA transcript (SSU-rRNA, 5.8S rRNA, LSU-rRNA). The coding region runs from base 213 to 2315 and encodes 700 amino acids. The record is from RefSeq and is a predicted model, not a curated record. Lineage: Eukaryota; Metazoa; Chordata; Actinopteri; Pomacentridae. Gene Ontology annotation, cellular component: nucleus. Gene Ontology annotation, molecular function: polynucleotide 5'-hydroxyl-kinase activity.
CACACAUGUAAGCUAGCCUGCUAGCCAGUUAGCAUUUCUGUAUGGACAGCUGGCUGGCUCCUUGGGAUCACUUCGGCAACUUAUGAAUGCUCUCCACUUGUUCUAGUCGCAGAGAGUGGUCACUACAGUUCAGUAUUGUUUUUUUCUAAGCGGGGGGCUUCCCCCUUUGUUUUCCAUCGGCAUCCACAUGAGUAAUUGUUGAUUACAGUAUCAUGAAGGUAAACAAAAACACACAGGCUAAGCGUAAAUCUCAGAAGUGGAAUGAUGUUAGAGGCAAACGGUGCAGGCCUCCCAUCACUUCCUCUGAGCUCAACUCUAGUCCUGUCAUGGCCAAGGUGAUAAAGGAACACCAGGUGUCUGUGAAGAAAAAGCCCUCUGUCAAGAGACUGAAAAAUAAAGCAAAACCUGUCUCUGACCCCAAGAUAAUCCCUCCUCAGUCUGGAUCUAAGAAAUCAUACAGUCAGGCUAAUGGAAGUUCUGUGUUUAACUUGGACAAAGAGUCAGAUGACUCACAGGAAUGGAAGGAGUAUUCACAGUUAAUUCACAAGAAUGGUGUAGAGACCUCUGACGAUGUGGUGGAUGCCCGGCCCGGCAGACUGGAUGGAGAGGCUCUCCAUCUCUGUGCACAGAGAGAUGAUCAACAAAACCGUGCAGUGCUUGUUAUGCAGAAGAAUCAGACGCUGUGUUUCCGUGGGAAGUGUUUUUUGACCUGUCUGUAUGGUCGUGUAGAAGUGAUGGGAUUCACCAUUGAAGAAGGCCAGCAGUCGUACCCACUCUUCUCCCCGGCCUCACAUUGUCCACUGACCAUUAGAGCACUGGACAGCUCUGAUGACAAUAGAAAUGACAGAUCAGGGGCUUCACACAUCCUGCAACAGUACCUUACAGCGGCAUCACGGAAGAAGUUGCUAAAAAGCGUAAAUUCAAGCUCAGCUGUCAUCCUGUUGGAACCCAUGGAGACGCCUCUGACACGGUUUCUGUCGAGCUUCCCAGAUCUCAGUGAACUGUUCAGCCCUCCUGUUAGUGAACUCAUGUCAGCUGUUCUUGACACUCCACUCAAUGGUUUGGGGAUGAUUCCACUGACCAGCACCAUUGAGGGUCUGAAAAUGCCAAAGAGCUACCAAGGUGCCCUUAACACAGUGGUCAAUGCUUGCAGAGGAGAUAUGGAUGGUUGUGCCGUUAUUCUUGUGUGUGGGACCAAGAACGUGGGCAAGUCGACAUUUAUCAGGCUCCUCAUCAAUACCUUAUUGAAUCACACUGCUAGUGUAGACUACUUGGAGGGUGACCUUGGUCAAACAGAGUUCACUCCUGCUGGUUGCCUCUCUUUGUCGACAGUCACAGAACCACUUUUGGGUCCUCCUUUCACGCACCAGCACACCACAGAGCACAUGAUCUACUAUGGUCAGUCAUCAUGCGAGUCAGACUUGGACCGCUACUUGGAAUCUCUUAAGUCCUUGUGGCAUAGACGCUGCCAGAGCCGAGAGACUCCCGUCGUCAUCAACACCAUGGGCUGGGUCAAAGGAUUUGGAUUCCAGCUGCUGGUGGACAUGAUCCGCUUCUUCCCGGUCUCACAUGUCGUCCAGCUCAGCCAUGGCGGUGUCACUCAGUGUCCUGCCCUCACUCCAGAGUUUCUGAGGACGGCACACGGAUGUCAGACGCACCCACCUGCCCAGACUGCCCUGGAUGAGUUUACAGAGAGCCACAGUCCCCCCAGAAGCUACUCUCACCUUGCUGUACAAUCAGAGUUUCAAGGAGUGGGGCGCCAAGGAACAGCGAAGCACCAGCGCACUAAUGAGCACAGAGAGCUGUCCAUGCUGGCCUACCUGAGUAAGCUGCAGUCUUCUGACCCUGGACCAGUUAGACCUCUACACAGCCUCACCCCAUACCAGGUGCCUAAUACAGCGGUGGCUUUAGGUGUGAUCCACUGUGAGGUGGUGCCCACUCACAUGCUUUAUGCUGCCAAUGCCAGUCUGGUGGGACUCUGCUGUCUGUCAGAGAAAGUAGCCAGCAGGGGAGGACCAGUCCUGCUGUCCCAGGCCCCGAUCUGCCCAUGUGUGGGCUUAGGUGUGCUUCGAGGCAUCGACAUGGCUCGAGGUCUGUACUAUGUUCUGACACCUGUAGAUCCCUCCGUCCUUCGGAAGGUCAACUGCCUCCUCUUGGGAGCCAUUUCAUUGCCUUCAUGUAUCCUCACAUCACAGCCUGGCGUUGAAGGGGAGAUGCCCUAUGUCACUACAAACUACAGUUUUGAUCUCACGGGUGCAGGAAAGCUGCGAGUUUUUAAGGGAAUGAUGAGGCCCAGUCAGAUGGGGAUGCAGUGACAUUUUCUCUGCCGCAUUGCUUUAUUGCCCUUUACAUUUCUUGACUGGUGUCUUACACCAAACCCGUCAGCACUGGCCUUUGAAUGUACAGAACUGAGGUUGAGGUGGGACAGUUUUUUUUUGUUUUUUUUUUAUGAUUCAGACUCUCAGACGGCUGCCAUCCUCUGCCUGGACUUUUUGUUUGUUUGUUUUAAACCCUGAGUGUUCUCGCCAAGUCUUACAACCUGCUACUGUACGUACAUUUAGUGGCUCUGUGAAGGAGUUUCUCAGUUUCCCAGUUUCCACAUGGACAGUAAUAUAUAACAAUUCCUUGUAGUUGAAACGCUUGUGUGAUGUCUCUUCUUUGUAGGUGACAUUCCAUAGCUAAAUAUCUCCCAGAUAUUAAAUGAAAAACUACUUUUGUUCAGACUUUGUGUUCCUUGCCUUCAGUUGUUUUUUGGGCUCAGUGUUACUGGUGAUUGUUUCAUACAAUCUUGUAUCCAUGUAGGUGUCCAGCAGGUCAUUUUAAUCUAUCACGGUAUGCAGUGAGAUCCCUUCAUCUAUGACAAAUGUAAUAUUGGAUAAACUGUCCACUGCCAACACUUUCCACGUUGUUUAUGCUUACAGCCAUUAGUUAGGUAAAGAAGUGCAAGUCGGAGUUAAGGAGGGAUCUUUCACGUGACAUUUUCUGUGAAUCGGGUGAAUUUACAAAAAAAACAACACCCAUUUUGUCAGUAUUGUUUGUAUGCCAGUCAAAGACUUGAGAAAUGUCUCCAUUUUUACUGCUGUAUAUCUCUGCUUUGCCUCUGUUAAAGGGACACUGUUGUGUUUCUGCACUUAAAGGCCAUUCAGGGGGUUUUGUUUACGAUUUCUUAUGUGGCUAUAAAAGAUAAAAAUAAAGAUCUUGUUUCUAGA